ACGGAUUAAAAUUAGAACUACAAAAAAAACAAUCUUACAUAUCUGCUUGUAAGGAGUUAUGUGAUUGGUUGAAAGAUGCAAAGGCGUAUGAGAGACCUGUACUCGAUGGUAUAUAUUCAUGCCUGGAAAUAAUAUCAAAAAGAGCUUUAGCAUUCGGGCUGCAGGUUGGAUUUCAAGUAACGUCAGUAGCAGCAGAACAUAUCGAACGAUUACGUUCUAUAAUGGGAUCCAAGGUGGAUGAUGUUCUACGUUGGCGAAAUGAGCUCGCUUCCAAGCUAUCUCCAGCAUCUGUCGCGCGUCUUUCUCCGUUGGGGGGACCUAUGACGCCAACUUUCCCAAAGACUCUACAAGGACAAAAUAUGUCACAAUUGUUGCAAAUGUCACAAACGCCACAACCAACCAAGUCACAAGCAUCGCUACCCAUGCUAGCUCAAACUUCUGGAGGAUACUCUAACGUAGCGGGGCCCAUAAUACCAACCCGAUCUGGCGUUCCAAUAACAAACGUGCAAUCAACGACAUCCUCAGCACCUAGUGCGCAAUCAUCUAUAGUUCAAACUCAAGGAAAUUAUGUAAAUAGUGUACAUAGGGGAAGUAUGAACUAUACUGCAUCUGUGCAACAAUCAACAGUGCCUUCAUCACCGUCUGUGAAGCACGAUGAUUGCUUUAGAGAGCCAGGCCAAGACAGCAAUAAGCACGCGGCCUUAUUUUGCAGACCUUUUGAGUAUGCAGUCAAGCCUCAGGUCUUACAGCAUAAGGCAGCGGUAACGCCGUUCACUUUUACAAUAAUGCCGAACCUUUUUAAAAGGCUUUACAGUCCCGACAAACAAUAUCACAUAACCGUCAACACCCCAUUGUCUCACCUACCAUUAACAUACGUUCUAAAAUCAUGCAAGGCGGCAAGUGCUAUCGAUGAUAAGUGUGAGUGGCCUGACGGUUUGCGCGUAUUUCUGAAUCGUAUGGAAGUCAAGCUGGAAAAGAAGACAAAAACGCCCGUUCCCAACAGGCAAGGACAGUUCACUUAUACGGGAAGAGAUCGGCCAGCAGAUUUGAGGCCAUACUUGAGAGAAGGGGAGAACCUUAUGUGCUUGGAACAGACCACAUGCUGUUGCUCUUAUCGGUUCUCAGUAGAGAUACUGUUGAGAGAAUCGGAAGAUCUCAUUCUACAUUACGUGCGAAGAAAGCAUUUGUCGGAACAAGAUGGAAUUACGAAUGUCGAUCGUCUAUUGUCCGGUGGUUUGGAUGACGAUGAUAUCGAAGUUAGGCAAGAAGUCAUAAAAGUCAGCAUGAAGUGUCCUUUAAGCCUGUUAAGAAUAAAAGAACCAGUAAAAGGAGCUAAAUGUCGACAUGUGGCCUGUUUCGACCUGUCAAGCUAUCUAGCGGUCAAUCGAGCAAAUCAGACUUGGAGAUGUCCUGAUUGCCAUAACAAAGUCUAUGCCAACGAUUUAAGAGUCGACAAGUUUUUUAUGAAAUUGCUGAAGGAAGUGCCUGACAAAGUAGAAACGGUUGAACUGGGUCUGAAUGGUACAUGGAAACCGGUAGCAGAUGCGACGCAGGGCGGUGACGGCGAAGCCUCGUCAGAUGAAGACGAAACGGCUACAGGCACACGAUCAAGGAAUUCACAGGCAGAAGUUGUCGUUCUCGCCGACAGUGAUGAUGAGGAAGCAGCGCCACCGCCAUCGCGUCCUCAACUUGCACAAACUCGCUCGCCCUCUCAGUCAACUUCUGCUCAGCCAUCUACGCCGCCGUCAUCUGGGCAGUCUACUCAAACGCCCUCGCGGAUACCCAGUUGGACAGAUUCUCCGACUCGGACGCAACAGGCAACGGUUAUGCCAAUGGAUGUGGAUCCUCCGUUUGUAUCAAGCGUGAAUCGAUGGUCUUCUUCCCAGUCGUCUUCGACAAAAUCACCACGUCUUUAUUACCCCACACAGGGGGGGACUAAUUAUCAACUGUAG
Molecule: messenger RNA, 1952 nt
Organism: Paraglomus occultum
Lineage: Eukaryota; Fungi; Glomeromycota; Glomeromycetes; Paraglomerales; Paraglomeraceae
Source: the annotation of a GenBank genome assembly